Messenger RNA from Striga asiatica, 1604 nucleotides. The record is from the annotation of a GenBank genome assembly. Lineage: Eukaryota; Viridiplantae; Streptophyta; Magnoliopsida; Lamiales; Orobanchaceae.
UUUUUUUCUUCUUCUCUCUUUUCACUUCUCUUUCCUUCUUGAAAGUCAGCCGAAGAAAAGUAAGCACAGAAACAAGAAUUAAAAAAAGAAAAAUAAAGCAAGAAAUACGAAAAAUCUCUGCUCCGCCAUGGUUUCACACCGACCUCCUCCAUGUUGACCUAAUCCCCUCUUUCUUCAACUACCCCAACCAAACCCUUCUCUCCAAAACCAUUAUUCAGCUCGCCCUUUUUUCUCUGAUAACCUCAAACGCAUAAAAAAGCAAUCUUUUUCCUCCGUCAUCCUUGCACCUCCGAUGGCCGCCGCCGCCGCGCCGGACGACGCCCGAUUGCCGGUCCACUCUCGGAGCGGCGGAAACACCGUACACCACGUAUCUCCGCCGUCCGCCGUCGCGAGCCCCGGCGGGGUUGUGUACAGAGAGGCCAAGCCUUCCGAGAAGUGGUUCCCCUGGCUGUUACCCGCCUUCGUGGUGGCCAACGUGGUUAUGUUUGUGAUUACUAUGUAUGUGAACAAUUGUCCGAAAAAUUCUGUCUCGUGCGUCGCUAGAUUCUUAGGGAGGCUGUCUUUUCAGCCCUUUGGGGAAAAUCCUCUGCUCGGGCCUUCAUCUUUGACGCUUGAGAAAAUGGGAGCUUUGGAUGUGAGUAGAGUUGUUGUUCGACACGAAGGAUGGCGGCUCAUCACCUGUAUGUGGUUACAUGGCGGAGUGUUUCACUUACUCGCGAAUAUGCUGAGCUUGAUUAUCAUCGGCAUUCGGCUCGAACAAGAGUUUGGAUUUGGUACGUUUUGCCACUCGUCCCAUUUCUUUGGAUGGGCCAACCAGAGGCAUGCCCUUGCUGGGUAUACCACGAUUUCUGGUAAGCCCAAAUUCAAGGCCUACCAACGCGUGCUCUGGCUGCUUUCUUUGAUUCUUCUGGUUGCCGGAAGAUUAAAAUUGCAGCAAAAUAUUAAAUCAUGCGAAAAGUUGGAACCUGGGAUUAAAAUUGCUAUGGUUCACGGUUGGGAUGAUCUUGCUACUUCGGGGGGUGGAUUUGAACGAUCAUUGUUCAUGGUGCCAUUACCUAAGUUGCGUCCCGACUUCAAGAUGGAGCUGCAACACACAACCUGUUUCGUGUCAGGCUGUGCAGACAGGGGGACAAUAUACUUUGACGUGCUCAAACAACGGUAGGAACCAAACGUAUUCACUUUUCAAUCUGAACGAGAAUCAAAUUCAGGGAUUGUGUGCUCGGUUAUGCCGGUGAUGAACAUAUCUGUGUUGCAUAUGGUUUUGUACGACUCAACCGAUUCUUGUGUAUACACAUAUGUAGAAACAUUUGUCAUUACAGCUUUUGGCUUUGAUAAGCUCUUAUCAGCCUAUUGUACACUCUGAUUAUUCUUUGUAAAUUUGUGAAACAAAUGUUUUGUGGGUUAAAAUUUGGGUCUUGUGCCUUGUUACCCUUUAGACUUCCCAUAGCAUAUAUUCCAUUGUGAAAUUUUCAUCUCAUAUUUUAUUUGUUAAAAUAUUAUACAUGGGUUUCAUUUGUAUUUGUCUUGCUCUCCUGUACACGGUGGACAUGAGUUAAUAUGUUCACCUGACACGAGAUUAACAUAUCAUACAAAGUGGAUUGGUG